Molecule: messenger RNA, 148 nt
Organism: Racocetra fulgida
Lineage: Eukaryota; Fungi; Glomeromycota; Glomeromycetes; Diversisporales; Gigasporaceae
Source: the annotation of a GenBank genome assembly
AACAUCUCAACCUUUAUGUGGACCAUCACCGAUAUUUGAUUAUGAAGAAUUUGAAAAACAAGAAAAGAAUAAAGGUUUAAUUGUUGAGCAUAAAGAGAUUAAUAAAGAUGAUCCAAGAUAUACAGAAGCGAAGAAAAAAUGCACAGAG